UGUGUUGCUAUUGGCUCUCUGUGGCUUAUUUAAGGACGUCAUUUCCGGCCGCCCGUCCUUUCCGCGCUACCCUGGAACGGGUCCGUACGGCGUUGUUCUUGGUUCCCAUCGUAACUUAAAAGGGAAACUUACACAAUGUCCGGAGGCCUUGACGUCCUGCAGAUGAAGGAGGAGGAUGUCCUCAAAUUCCUUGCUGCAGGAACCCACUUAGGUGGCACCAACCUUGACUUUCAGAUGGAGCAGUACAUCUACAAAAGGAAAAGUGACGGUAUCUACAUCAUCAACCUGAAGAGGACUUGGGAGAAGCUGUUGCUAGCCGCUCGCGCUAUUGUUGCCAUUGAGAACCCUGCUGACGUCAGCGUCAUCUCCUCCAGGAACACUGGCCAGCGAGCUGUGCUGAAGUUUGCCGCUGCCACAGGAGCCACUCCAAUUGCUGGCCGCUUCACACCUGGGACUUUCACUAACCAGAUCCAAGCAGCCUUCAGGGAGCCCCGGCUUCUAGUGGUGACUGAUCCCCGGGCUGACCACCAGCCCCUCACAGAGGCCUCUUACGUCAACCUGCCCACCAUUGCUCUGUGUAACACAGAUUCUCCCCUGCGCUAUGUGGACAUUGCCAUCCCAUGCAACAACAAGGGAGCUCACUCAGUGGGUCUCAUGUGGUGGAUGCUGGCCCGGGAAGUACUCCGCAUGCGAGGGACCAUCUCCCGGGAGCACCCAUGGGAGGUUAUGCCUGAUCUUUACUUCUACAGGGACCCAGAGGAGAUUGAGAAGGAGGAGCAGGCUGCCGCUGAGAAGGCUGUGACCAAGGAGGAAUUCCAGGGUGAAUGGACUGCACCAGCGCCUGAGUUCACUGCUGCUCAGCCUGAGGUGGCCGACUGGUCUGAGGGUGUGCAGGUGCCCUCUGUGCCCAUCCAGCAGUUCCCCACGGAAGACUGGAGUGCACAGCCGGCCACUGAGGACUGGUCAGCAGCUCCCACAGCACAGGCCACUGAGUGGGUUGGAGCCACCACUGAGUGGUCCUGAGCUCCUCUGCAGGUGCCUGAGCGAAGGGAAAAAAGGUGGAAGGAAAAUAAAGUUUCUGAAAGCUGC
Messenger RNA from Rattus rattus (black rat), 1089 nucleotides. It is a transcript of the gene Rpsa, whose product is annotated as ribosomal protein SA. Gene Ontology annotation, cellular component: 90S preribosome; ribosome; cytosolic small ribosomal subunit. The coding region runs from base 136 to 1023 and encodes 295 amino acids. Gene Ontology annotation, molecular function: laminin receptor activity; structural constituent of ribosome. Lineage: Eukaryota; Metazoa; Chordata; Mammalia; Rodentia; Muridae. Gene Ontology annotation, biological process: cytoplasmic translation; ribosomal small subunit assembly. The transcript is spliced from 7 exons. The record is from RefSeq and is a predicted model, not a curated record.